This is a messenger RNA of Drosophila busckii, 1298 nucleotides long. RefSeq names its product protein Peter pan (gene ppan). Gene Ontology annotation, cellular component: preribosome, large subunit precursor. Lineage: Eukaryota; Metazoa; Arthropoda; Insecta; Diptera; Drosophilidae. Gene Ontology annotation, biological process: ribosomal large subunit assembly; rRNA processing. Gene Ontology annotation, molecular function: rRNA binding. Bases 60 to 1298 code for a protein of 412 amino acids. The record is from RefSeq and is a predicted model, not a curated record. The transcript is spliced from 4 exons.
UCUGCCAGUUAACACGUGCGGUCGUUUAAUUUUGUUAUUUAUAAGUAAAUGAAAUAAACAUGGGAAAGGCAAAAAAGAAGGUGCAUCCCAAAACGAGGACGGCGGCGUUCAAGGCAAGCGAGCCCAGCGAAAUAGUAGAGGCGCCCCACUCCUUUAUAAUACAUCGUGGUCUGUCAUGUCCCUAUAUAACAGAUUUAACAAUAGAUUUUCGGCGCAUAAUGGAACCGUUUACUGCGACCAAUUUGCGCGAAAAGAAAAUGAAUCGCAUCAAAGAUUUUGUGAGCCUCAGCAGUUUCUUUCAUGUCUCACACAUGGGCAUCUUUAACAAGGCGUCCACACAACUGUCCUUUAAAGUGGUGCGCUUGCCGCGUGGUCCAUCGCUGACAUUCAAGGUGCAUCAAUUUACGCUUGCACGUGAUGUCAUUUCGAGUAGCAAGCGACAAAUGUUUGAUGUGGAUCAUUUCAAGCAUGCGCCUCUCGUUAUUAUGAACAACUUUAGUGGCGAUGGCAAACACCUGAAGCUAAUGGCCACAACGUUCCAGAAUAUGUUUCCAUCCAUCAAUCUGGCUCAAGUGAGCAUAGAUACCAUUCGCCGCUGCGUACUCUUCUCCUACAAUACGGAAACCAAACUUGUGGACAUGCGACAUUAUUCAGUGCAAGUGGUGCCUGUGGGCCUCAAGCGAGCCGUUAAAAAGAUAGUCAGUGGCACUCUGCCUAAUCUAAACAAAUGCAAUGAAGUUGUGGAUUUUGUGACUAGGGAUGGCUAUGCCUCGGAGUCUGAAGUCGAGGAUGAUGAACAGUCACACGUUGUGCUGGCUCAGACACUAAAAAGCAAAGGCAACUUGGAGGAUUCCAAAAGCUCGGUGAAGCUACAUGAAAUCGGACCACGUCUGACAAUGCAACUUAUUAAAAUCGAAGAGGGUUUGUUGACGGGUGAAGUGCUGUAUCACGAUCACGUCAUCAAGACAGAGGAUGAGAAGGAAACGUUGCGUAAAUUAAUUGAAAAGAAACGCAAGCUGAAGGAGCAGCGCAAGAAGCUGCAAACAGAAAAUCGCGCAAAGAAUCUAAAACUGAAAAAGGAGCAAAGCAAAUCCAAGCGCGAGGACGGCGAUCGUGACAGCGAGGCAGACGAUGAUGCUGAGUACUACAAGGAAGAAGUGGGCGAGGCACCGGACGAAGAGCUUUUUAAAACUGAUAAUAACUCAUCGCGCAAGAGGCCUAAUUUGACUGGCGGCAUGAAAUACAAAAAUAAGAAGCCCAAAACGGAUGUAAAAGGUGUAAAAAAAUCAAAAAAAUAG